Notechis scutatus (mainland tiger snake) is the source of this 2164-nucleotide messenger RNA. RefSeq names its product SH2 domain-containing protein 1B-like. The record is from RefSeq and is a predicted model, not a curated record. Lineage: Eukaryota; Metazoa; Chordata; Lepidosauria; Squamata; Elapidae. Gene Ontology annotation, biological process: negative regulation of signal transduction; negative regulation of bone resorption; positive regulation of B cell differentiation. Gene Ontology annotation, cellular component: cytosol.
UAGGUUUUGCAUAAGGGAAACAACAAAUCAUACUAUAGAGAUAGCACACUUAACAGUUUAAAUAUUCUUUGUUCCACAGUUCAGUAGAGAACAGGUUAUAUUUUUAGCUGACUCUUAAGAAUUAAUCUGCAAACAGUUUUAUACAUAAAUGGAAUUUCAAUUUUUUCAUGGAAAUAUAACUAAAGAAAAGUGUGAAGAAUUAUUGAGCAAAGUAGGAAUAAAUGGAAGCUUUUUACUACGAGACAGUGAGAGCGUACCUGGUGCUCUUUGCCUGUGUGUUUUUUAUGAACAUCUUAUCUACACUUACCGAAUCUUCAGGAAAAGAAAUGGACAUUUUAUGAUGCAGACAUCUGAAGGUACUCCAAGACAUGUCUUCAGAACAUUAAACUGUUUAAUUGACAACUACAAAAAGCCAAAUCAAGGCCUAGUCAUCAAUCUGUGCUACCCUGUAAAUCGUUGUCCUUACUAUCAAGAAACUCAGACAGUGUAUGUCACUAAAGAAGAAGCAUAUGAGGAUCCUGAUGCUUGUGAAGAUUACAUUAACGUCUUGCCUGAUUAAUCUGUUCACUCCAUUUCAGCAUGGGCAUUCUGUGGAUCACAACUGUGCAAACUCUUCUAUUCACUUCACUGGAUUCUAUGUUCAUUUGUACUUUGGAUAAUUCUGUGACAAAUACCAAUUUUUACUUGCUGGCUGGCUUGUUUGUGUAAAAAGGCACAUUUUAUAAAAUGCAUACAUACUUGUAUAAUCUUCUUUCCAUGUACCAAGUACAUACAUGUGUCUCUGUAAAUGGUCACUUUAUGACCUGAUGAAGUGGACAUCUGAAAAGCUUAUACCACAAAAAUGUGAUAGCUUUUUCCAUAUUGUAAUAUCUCAUUGUAUUUUCAUUUUAAGUUUUCCUUUAUUUGCACUAUUUAACUUACUAUAUUUGAGAGGCAAGGAUCUUUGAUGUUUAUAAAUUUUUAAAUUAUUUUAGUUAGUAAUAUUCAAUAUCAUUGCUAUAAGUAACACUUACAAAACAGACAUAUAUUUAAAUCUCAUGGAGUAUAGGUUUUAAGAUCACAGUAAUAAACAUAAGAAUCCUAAGAAAGUUUAUAUGGCUGAUCAAGUAGCUGUGCAAGAUUUGGUUAAGUAGCAUAAGCACUGACAGUAAUUACCAAUUAUUAAGUUAAGAAAGCCAAAUGCUUCACUUAUCAUGCCACAUCAUGUCCAUGCAAGAGGCAAAGUUUGGAAAGAUCAAUUACCUUAAUAGCUUAUGCCCUCUCAGAAAACUUUUUAUUUACUAAAAUUGUAUUUUUAAAGAUUACAUGUGCUUCAGGGUUAAAUUGUGGGUCUUUAGUCUUCUUUGAUUUUAUUUCUGCAUAUAUAUUUCUGCAUAAAAGAAACCUGCAAACUCUGCUCCUCCAUGCCAUGGGUGUCAAACUCACGGUGUCACGUUGCCUUCACAUAACGUUUCACAUUGUUUUUCCCUUCACUGGGGUGGAUGUGGCCUGCACGUGACACAUCCGGCCCUUGGGCCACCAGUUUGACACCCCUGCUCCAUGCAACGAUGAUGUCACCUAGCCUGUAAAUGAAAUGUCUGCAGGAAGAAAAGGAAACUCAAGAAGAUACCAAGAAGCCAACAAUUGUUUGAACUACAUAAUUUUAUUUGGGUGAAGUGUCACUAUACAAGGAAAGAUACAAUUGCAUAUAGUUUUUCUUGAUGGUAUUUUACAAUGGAAUUUUACAUAUUGAUCAAUUGUUGCAGGUAGCAUGCAGUAUGAAUUCAAGGAACUCUUAUAAAAUGCUUUCUUUUUAGUUUAUAUAUGAAAAAUAGAAUGCAUAACAUCUAGCGCUUUAAAUAAGCUGCAUUUUAGAAAAGAAAAACAUCAUUAAAAUGUUUGAUUAGUUCCACUAAUUCAUUUUCUUGUUAAAGUAAAGCUAUUACAGAGUUUCGUCAUCCCCCCCCCCUUUUAGUAAAAACAUUGGCAUGUUACUAAUAUUUAAAAAAGUACUAGAAUGCAAAAAAGGGACAGUAUGCCAGAGAAAUGAGUUUAAAUUUGAAAAAUUAUAUACAUCCUUUUAACUUAAAAUUACAUUAUUAAACUAGACAUAGUUCUAACUUUUUAAAAAGUUACCAAAGUAUGAAUAAAAUCACUGUAUCCUCACAGUACAUUAUUUGAAAUU